Molecule: messenger RNA, 1390 nt
Organism: Anguilla anguilla (European eel)
Lineage: Eukaryota; Metazoa; Chordata; Actinopteri; Anguilliformes; Anguillidae
Exons: 7
Coding region: 78-1202 (374 amino acids)
Cellular component (GO): cytosol
Molecular function (GO): glyoxylate reductase (NADPH) activity; NAD binding; hydroxypyruvate reductase [NAD(P)H] activity
Source: RefSeq, a predicted model, not a curated record
GCCCAAGUUGGAAAGUACGCAUGUCUGAGUUGGUCGACGACAUAAUGCGAUUCUGAAGGUAUGACUUAAUCAAUUAUAUGAUUAGGGCAGAGAGAAGACGAAAGUUUGUGCGUUUCUCAGGUUUCUAUUCGCGUCGCUGUCUCCGCGUACUACAUACUCUACGGGGUAAAGGAGUCCCAGUUCUGUUACGAAGAGGAGUGAAGCACAUCACGAACAUAAAAAUGACUACGGAGAAGCCGUGCAUAUUAACCCCUGCAUCUGCGGUACCAAGUGGAAUAUACCGUCUUUUAGGCCCUAUCAUUGAGAAGUACUUCACCGUUAUUUCUACUGAGGAAUUCUUAAGCAACAGACAGCGCUUCGUUGACCAAAUUCGAGCCGUGUUCGUAUGGGCAGGUAUCCCCGAGAUAGACUGCGGUUUGCUGCAGCUUUUGCCGAACCUGAAGGUGGUCGUCAAUGGCGGUGUGGGAGUGGACCACCUGGAUAUACCCAUGAUCAACAACUUCGGCGUGAAAGUGUGCAACACGCCGCACGUUGUGGACAACGCCACUGCAGAUAUUGGAAUGGCUCUGAUGUUGGCAUCAGCGCGGAAACUCAUCUAUGGUCACAAUUUUUCCCUUUUUCAUGAAGAUGAGGAUUUGCCUGAGAGUUGUUUGGGCACUGAUGUCAGUGGUGCCACGCUGGGCAUCAUUGGGAUGGGCCGGAUAGGGUACAAGAUUGCCAAACGGGCCCAGGCAUUUGAAAUGAAGAUCCUAUACCAUAAUAGAAACCGUAGGCAGGAGGAAGAUGAAAGGGCAGUAGGUGCACGGUAUUGUGAAAAGUUGGAAGAGCUGCUGCAACAGUCAGACUUUGUCAUGGUGGUGGUAAACCUGUCACCUCAAACGCACAAGCUGAUUGGUGCCAAGGAGCUGGCGAUGAUGAAGCCUACAGGCACGCUCAUCAACAUCAGCAGAGGUCUGGUGGUAGACCAAGAUGCUCUCGUUGACUCCCUUCAGAGGGGGGUGAUCCGAGCUGCAGCCCUGGAUGUGACCUACCCUGAACCCUUGCCAAGGGGACACUCCCUGCUUUCCCUUCCAAAUGUCAUUGUUCUGCCCCACAUGGGCACUCACACUGUGGAGACCAUUCAGCUGAUGGUGGACAGGAUGAUGACCAACGCCUUGGCAGCUCUCAGUGGAGCACAGCCUCCCGAUGAGGUGAAGGUGUAGGACACAGCAGCACUAAUAUGGUCCUCUGAGGCCACCAUCCAGGUGGUUUUAACAUUGACUGCAUUUUUAGCAUUUGUUUUUGUAGAAUCUAGAUGGGGUUUUUUUCUUUGUAAUUUGCAUUAUUUGCAGACCUGCCAACCUGCACGCAUUUUGUGUACCAACCACGCAAUUCUUGGUCAAAAUACGCA